Messenger RNA from Microstroma glucosiphilum, 2815 nucleotides. RefSeq lists its product as hypothetical. The transcript is spliced from 5 exons. Lineage: Eukaryota; Fungi; Basidiomycota; Exobasidiomycetes; Microstromatales; Microstromataceae. The coding region runs from base 25 to 2670 and encodes 881 amino acids. The record is from RefSeq and is a predicted model, not a curated record.
UCCCACCCCACCUCUCUCUGCACCAUGGCCACCGCCGGCCCUGGGCAGGCAGGCGCGGCAGUCGGCAGCUUCGCCCCACCCUAUACCUUGCUCUUUCCACCGGCGCCGCCCAAUGCCUUCUCAGAGAAGCCCACCCUCAUCGCCGCUACCUUGCAGGGGUGCUCGCCCCCCACAGAGAGCCAAAGCCACUCCGACAGCUCAGAGCCAAUGAGGACCAUCUCGGGGAGCCCGCCCACCUUCGCCGCCCUCACCUCUAGACGAGCACUGGCCCAGAGGAUCCGCCAGAUAGAGGCCGCGCUCCUCAAAGACGGCACAGGCCGAUGCUUUCCCACCUUCUACACCAUGAACACAAGCCCAGAGGUCGACCGGUCUGCACGAGAGAUCCUGGCCUCCGAGCAAGUCACCAACAUCUUCGGCUCCCUCAACGCCGCGGUCAAGGACAAAGGCCUCGAGAAGGAUUUGGUCAGACACAUCUGCGACUUGGGCGCGGCGGUGCGGAGCCAACUGCAGCCCUCACGGCCACAAUCACACUACGGCACAUUCGUCCGGAUGGAGAAUGUCAGGAUGGACAAUGACGCGGCGGAUCCCGAGGUCAACAAGGUCGACAUAUUUGUACGCGGGUCAAACCCAUCGGCGGAUGCAAAUGUAAACCACUGGUCCAACGUCGUUGCCUUCAUCGAGGUCAAGAGGACCACCGGGGGAGACUUGACAGAGCAGACGGCUCUGCAGUGCUUGCGCUAUGCACGCAAGAUGUGCCAUUAUCGUCCCGUCACCUCUCACAUACACUUUAUGACGUGGUGCGGAAGCCUCGUACGGCUGUGGUACCUGGAUGCAGUUAUCUUUGGCUGCUCUGAAGCUCUUGACACUCAUGAGCGCAGUGACAGGAUAGAGAUCGUGAAGAUCCUGCGCUUGUUGUGUCUAGAGGACCAUUGCGCGCUCCUGACUGGUUACUGGGAUCUUGCGGCUCAAAGCCAACUCAAAAUCGAGGCCAACGAAGCGGCUGACAUCAAGGCCCACACGAUCCAUGUCCCAGUGCAAUCCCUCUAUAUCCGUCCUGGACCCUUCAGGACCCGUACUGCCAUCUUCGCUAGUGCAGUCGACGGCGUGAUGAGGGAAAGGGUGAUCAUCGUCAAAGCAUCAUGGGUAGCUUUCCAUCUGGUGGCACAUGAAUUGAUGAUUCUCGUUGCCAUUCAGAAGGAUCCGGUUAUGCGGCAGGGCUUACCACUCGCCCCGGUACCGGUUGGCUUGGCAGAGAUACCAGCUGACUUCCAGCGAAUGACCUCAGACAGGUUGACGCCAGGUUCUGCUUCCGCAUUCCCUGCUCGAGCUAUGUGUGCCCUGGUGACUCGUCAGCAUCUUGGAGAUCCAAUAGGGAAAUACACUUCCUCGCGUCGACUCGCAAAUCUUCACAAGCAAUUUGCGGAGCAGCUGCUCGUAUUAGCAAGAGGAGAGAUUCAUUACCGCGAUAUCAAUGAUGGCAACAUGCGCGUUCUUCGUGGUGAUGAGGACACCCUCCUCAUAAUAGACCUUGGAAAUGCGAGAAUGGGCUUGUGUCCACGAGGACAACCGAGAUUGCCGGAGGCUGAAGCGACAAUCAAGGCAGCUGCGGACGAUACGCGGUCAGGCACCCCAGAAUUCUUGCCUGUGUGCAUCACGAAGGUCGCAGCCGCGGUUCAGUCCUGGAAUGAGGCAAUGAAAAGUCUGUCGGAAAGGAUCCUAUUUCUGCGAAAGGACGCAGGCAGAGAUGCCGGAAGCUUUGCCGAGAAGUCGCGACGAGCUAUCAUAAAGAGCCUGCCCACACUUCACAAGACAUUACGUGAGGCAGCUGUGCACAGUCAUCGUUUCAUCGAUGACCUGGAGAGUGCAACGUACCUUCAUCUGUGGCAGACGGCACGCAGGUCUGACGAGAGCCACGCGAGAAUCUGGACUGAAAGCAUGUCGGAGAAACUGCUGAAGCAGAAUGUGAAGCUGUCCCUUUGGGAGAACUGGGAGUCUAUGGACACUACUAUGAACGAUCUCUGUAAGGAUACCGGCCGGAAGUGGAGAAAAACGAUGCUGGCCUUGCAAAAGACUAUCCGCGGCGCCCAAAAGCAGGUUCGUAAAGAAAUUGGACUUCAUUUCACACGCGAAGUAACUCUCGAGACCCUGAAGACUAGGGUGCAGGCCCUGGAAGCGAGUUCAUUCAGCUGUGAAGUACAGGACAUCGUUAACCGCCUGUUGCAGACCGAGAACGGCUUAGUGCCCAAUAAGGUACUUCCCACCGAGGUCAAGUGCUUCGAGACGUGCAUUCAGCUGUUAAAAGAUGCAGCCGAGCAGACGGAGGAUGGAGACGCGCAGAUGGAGAGUGAAGACGAGCAGAUGGAGGACGAAGUCGAGGUGAUCGAGGACGAAGGCGAGGAGACCGAGGACGAAGUCGAGGAGAUCGGAGACGAAGACGAGCAGAUGGAGGACGAGGACGAGCAGAUGGAGGAUGAACUCGAGCAGAUGAAGGAGGUUGGAGCCGAGCAGAAGAUGCGCGCACCGAUGAGGGGAAGCCAGCAGACGAGACGAUGGCGGAAGAGACGUUACGGAAGAGACGUUGACGAAGGGAGUAGACUAGACGAUGACGUGAGCGGUCCACCAGAAGCUGGCCUCACCAUAGGACCCCAGAAGCUCUCCCCCGACAAAUAAGAGGAGGUGGAGGCGUGGCGAGGGCGCUUCACGACCGAGGGCAUGGAAUCUUACUUGAUACCCAUACGAUGUACACACAUCUCCUGCAUCCCUCCUAGGAGAUCUAGGAGGCAAUAUACCUUUACAUUCAUCUUGUCACUCAUCA